AUGGCUCGAAUCAGCAAACGGGUUUACUGUUGCCAGCGCAUGAUAACCGUAGAGGUAGAUCCGAAACUAUUUGAAGCGGCCAUCCAAGCAUUGAAACAGCACAGAGCCAAGCCUAAAGAUACUCCGUCUUCCGAUCUGAAACCUCAGGAUUCUCGCGAUGUGGAUGCCACAUACACCCUUACCUGGUGGAAUCAAACUGGUGGUGAUCUUCUCACUCUUUACGACGCUCAAGUGCAUCCAUCCUUCAUCUUGCCUGUAAAGGCUAUGCCAGACAAACAUUUCCGUACUGGUUCAACAUCCCUAGCGUGGUUCUUUACCAAUGGGGCCUGGGCACAGGGCGAGAUGGACGGAUACUCUAUCUGGUAUGCACCCAAUGGGUCCUGGUUUGGGGUCAACAUCCAUUGUCCUGUGCAGGUCAUUGGUAUCGGCACUGCAUCAUAUUAUGAGGUCGCUUGGUCUGAAUGGGGUAAGGAGACGUUUUUCAAACCGGUUGAUGAGCCUCACAUGUCUUUUGACUUUCCUCGCUCUCUUGGAUAUAAUAUUCAGAUCAAGCCUCAAAGCGGACAUUCCACUAUUCUUGUUGAUGUAAUCAUUAGCAAGAUCCCUUGAGCUGAUGAUAGGACGACUGUUGGACUGUCGAAAUCUAGGUGCCAUGUUCUUUUGCCCAUCAAUCAAAUUUGGUUUAUACUUCACAAGAUACUGCCUGGCUCACAUAUCAUCCUGUAUAUUUCACUCAGAAGCGUAGUAUCGUUAUCUGAGUUACGUCAGAAGAUUCAAUGUUGGUUCAGAGUCUGCGACUGCUGGAAAUCUAAACACUGAGUGAAGGGACGGACGUCGCCUUUGCGGGAAUUGGACGAAAAUGACAGCAAGGUUCAGAACCCCACGGCAACGUCAACAGGGAUCAAGACGCAUAAAAAGGGGCGCCUUACCAAGAAUGGCAGGCGGGGAAUCAGGG
Messenger RNA from Fusarium odoratissimum NRRL 54006, 955 nucleotides. RefSeq lists its product as uncharacterized. The transcript has a single exon. NCBI's taxonomy places the organism in Eukaryota, Fungi, Ascomycota, Sordariomycetes, Hypocreales, Nectriaceae. The record is from RefSeq and is a predicted model, not a curated record. Bases 1 to 609 code for a protein of 202 amino acids.